GUCCCGUAUCAAUAAGUUAGUUAUCGACUUAAAUACAAUUAAUAAUAAUAAUGGAAGCAAAUGCAACAUUUACCGGGGAUGUGGAUAAAACUCAGAUACCACCGCUAAAUCAAAAGCGUAUACUCGCUUUUGUUAAUCACUUCCUACUAAGUACCUGCAAUUUUCUCAAUGAAUUCGCCUUGAAUUGCGAGACCAAAUUUGUGCGAAUGGAGCGACAGCUUCAAAGAACUGAAGCUGCGUUAAUAAUUCUAGAAACGAAGCUGGCAUCCAUACCGGUAGAUAAUUCCGCCACAACGCCUGAAGUAAUAAGCACUGAGGCAACAACAGACGAAACUGAUAAGCCAGAAGUAGAAGCACCCGCAGAAGUAAAAGGCGUUCGAGUGUGUGAAGAUAUUCGUUAUAAGAAAUUCUUCAGAAUGCUGCAAGUAGGCGUACCUGCGCCCGCGGUUAAAAUAAAAAUGAGCUCAGAAGGACUGGAUUCCGAAAUGCUAGAUAAACCCGACUUCAUGCUCGAGGAUGGCAUUCUGGAAUAAAAUUUGGAGUAUUGUCCUGAGCAACAUAUAUUGUGAUAUAGCAUGAGCAUAAAAUGCUACAUUUUUAAAU
Messenger RNA from Drosophila navojoa, 603 nucleotides. RefSeq names its product Coiled-coil domain containing 53 (gene CCDC53). The record is from RefSeq and is a predicted model, not a curated record. Gene Ontology annotation, cellular component: WASH complex. Lineage: Eukaryota; Metazoa; Arthropoda; Insecta; Diptera; Drosophilidae. Gene Ontology annotation, biological process: exocytosis; actin filament polymerization.